AUGUCAACGUCCACGUCCACAUCCACGUCCACGUCCACGUCGAGGAGCUUGCCUGGUCCAGGAGCUUGCCUGGUCGAGGACGUGGACGUGGACGUGGACGUGGACAUGGACGUGGACAUGGACGUGGACGUGGACGUGGACGUAGACGUGGAUGUGGACGUGGACAUGGACGUGGACAUGGACGUGGACGUGGACGUGGACGUGGACGUGGACGUGGACUUGGAGGUGGACGUGGACGUGGACGUGGACGUGGACAUGGACGUGGUCGUAGACGUGGACGUGGACGUGGUCGUGGAUGUGGACGUGGACGUGGACGUGGAGGACGUGGACGUGGACAUGGACCUGGACGUGGACGUGGACAUAGACAUGGACGUGGACGUGGACAUGGACAUGGAUGUGGACGUGGACAUGGACGUGGACGUGGACGUGGACGUGGACGUGGACGUGGACGUGGACGUAGACGUGGACAUAGAUGUGGUCGUGGUCGUGGAAGUGGACGUGGACGUGGUCGUGGACGUGGACGUGGAGGACGUGGACGUGGAGGAUGUGGACGUGGAGGACGUGGACGUGGACGUGGACGUGGAGGACGUGGACGUGGACGUAGACGUAGACGUGGUCGUGGACGUGGACGUUGACGUGGACGUGGACGUGGACGUGGUCGUGGAUGUGGAGGACUUGGACGUGGUAAUGGACGUGGACGUGGACGUGGACAUGGUCGAGGACGUGGACAUGGACGUGGACGUGGACAUGGACGUCGACGUGGACGUGGACUUGGACGUGGACGUGGACAUGGACAUGGUCGUGGACGUGGACGUGGACAUGGAGAUGGACGUGGACGUGGACGUGGACGUGGACAUGGACGUGGACGUGGACGUGGACGUGGACGUGGACAUGGACGUGGACGUGGACAUGGACGUGGACGUGGACGUGGACAUGGACGUGGACGUGGACAUGGACGUGGACGUUGAAGUGGACUUGGACGUGGACAUGGACGUGGACGUAGACGUGGACGUGGACGUGGACAUGGUCGUGGACGUGGACGUGGACGUGGACGUGGACAUGGACAUGGAUGUGGACGUGGACAUGGACGUGGACGUGGACGUGGACGUGAACGUGGACGUGGACAUGGUCGUGGACAUGGUCGUGGACGUGGACGUGGACGUGGACGUGGACAUAGACGUGGACGUGGACAUGGACGUGGACGUGGACGUGGAGGUGGACGUGGACGUGGACGUAGACAUGGACGUGGACGUGGACAUGGACAUGGACGUGGAAGUAGACGUGGACGUGGACGUGGACGUGGACGUGGAAGUGGACAUGGACGUGGACGUGGACGUGGACGUGGACAUGGUCGUGGACGUGGACGUGGACGUGGACGUGGACAUGGACAUGGACGUGGACGUGGACAUGGACGUGGACGUGGACGUGGACGUGGACAUGGACAUGGACGUGGACGUGGACGUGGACGUGGACAUGGACGUGGACGUGGACGUGGACGUGGACAUGGACGUGGACGUGGACGUGGACGUGGACGUGGACGUGGACAUGGACGUGGACGUGGACGUGGACGUGGACGUGGACGUGGACGUGGACAUGGAGGUGGACGUGGACGUGGACGUGGACGUGGACAUGGACGUGGACGUGGACAUGGACGUGGACGUGGACGUGGACAUGGACGUGGACGUGGACAUGGACGUGGACGUUGAAGUGGACUUGGACGUGGACAUGGACGUGGACGUAGACGUGGACGUGGACGUGGACAUGGUCGUGGACGUGGACGUGGACGUGGACGUGGACAUGGACAUGGAUGUGGACGUGGACAUGGACGUGGACGUGGACGUGGACGUGAACGUGGACGUGGACAUGGUCGUGGACAUGGUCGUGGACGUGGACGUGGACGUGGACGUGGACAUAGACGUGGACGUGGACAUGGACGUGGACGUGGACGUGGAGGUGGACGUGGACGUGGACGUAGACAUGGACGUGGACGUGGACAUGGACAUGGACGUGGAAGUAGACGUGGACGUGGACGUGGACGUGGACGUGGAAGUGGACAUGGACGUGGACGUGGACGUGGACGUGGACAUGGUCGUGGACGUGGACGUGGACGUGGACGUGGACAUGGACAUGGACGUGGACGUGGACAUGGACGUGGACGUGGACGUGGACGUGGACAUGGACAUGGACGUGGACGUGGACGUGGACGUGGACAUGGACGUGGACGUGGACGUGGACGUGGACAUGGACGUGGACGUGGACGUGGACGUGGACGUGGACGUGGACAUGGACGUGGACGUGGACGUGGACGUGGACGUGGACGUGGACGUGGACAUGGAGGUGGACGUGGACGUGGACGUGGAGGUGGACAUGGACGUGGUCGUGGACGUGGACGUGGACGUGGUCGUGGAUGUGGACGUGGACGUGGACGUGGAGGACGUGGACGUGGAGGACGUGGACGUGGACGUGGAGGAUGUGGACGUGGACGUGGACGUGGUCGUGGACAUGGACGUUGACGUGGACGUGGACGUGGACGUGGUCGUGGACGUGGAGGACUUGUACGUGGACAUGGAUGUGGACGUGGACAUGGACGUGGACGUGGACAUGGACGUGGACGUGGACGUGGACUUGGACGUGGACAUGGACGUGGACGUGGACGUGGACGUGGACAUGGACGUGGACGUGGACAUGGACAUGGACGUGGAAUUGGACGUGGACGUGGACGUGGACUUGGACGUGGACAUGGACGUGGACGUAGACGUGGACGUGGACGUGGACAUGGUCGUGGACGUGGACGUGGACGUGGACGUGGACAUGGACAUGGAUGUGGACGUGGACAUGGACGUGGACGUGGACGUGAACGUGAACGUGGACGUGGACAUGGUCGUGGACAUGGUCGUGGACGUGGACGUGGACGUGGACGUGGACGUGGACGUGGACAUGGAGGUGGAAUUGGACGUGGACAUGGACGUGGACAUGGACGUGGACGUGGACGUGGACGUAGACGUGGAUGUGGACGUGGACAUGGACGUGGACAUGGACGUGGACGUGGACGUGGACGUGGACGUGGACGUGGACGUGGACUUGGAGGUGGACGUGGACGUGGACGUGGACGUGGACAUGGACGUGGUCGUAGACGUGGACGUGGACGUGGUCGUGGAUGUGGACGUGGACGUGGACGUGGAGGACGUGGACGUGGACAUGGACCUGGACGUGGACGUGGACAUAGACAUGGACGUGGACGUGGACAUGGACAUGGAUGUGGACGUGGACAUGGACGUGGACGUGGACGUGGACGUGGACGUGGACGUGGACGUGGACGUAGACGUGGACAUAGAUGUGGUCGUGGUCGUGGAAGUGGACGUGGACGUGGUCGUGGACGUGGACGUGGAGGACGUGGACGUGGAGGACGUGGACGUGGAGGACGUGGACGUGGACGUGGACGUGGAGGACGUGGACGUGGACGUAGACGUAGACGUGGUCGUGGACGUGGACGUUGACGUGGACGUGGACGUGGACGUGGUCGUGGAUGUGGAGGACUUGGACGUGGUAAUGGACGUGGACGUGGACGUGGACAUGGUCGAGGACGUGGACAUGGACGUGGACGUGGACAUGGACGUCGACGUGGACGUGGACUUGGACGUGGACGUGGACAUGGACAUGGUCGUGGACGUGGACGUGGACAUGGAGAUGGACGUGGACGUGGACGUGGACGUGGACAUGGACGUGGACGUGGACGUGGACGUGGACGUGGACAUGGACGUGGACGUGGACAUGGACGUGGACGUGGACGUGGACAUGGACGUGGACGUGGACAUGGACGUGGACGUUGAAGUGGACUUGGACGUGGACAUGGACGUGGACGUAGACGUGGACGUGGACGUGGACAUGGUCGUGGACGUGGACGUGGACGUGGACGUGGACAUGGACAUGGAUGUGGACGUGGACAUGGACGUGGACGUGGACGUGGACGUGAACGUGGACGUGGACAUGGUCGUGGACAUGGUCGUGGACGUGGACGUGGACGUGGACGUGGACAUAGACGUGGACGUGGACAUGGACGUGGACGUGGACGUGGAGGUGGACGUGGACGUGGACGUAGACAUGGACGUGGACGUGGACAUGGACAUGGACGUGGAAGUAGACGUGGACGUGGACGUGGACGUGGACGUGGAAGUGGACAUGGACGUGGACGUGGACGUGGACGUGGACAUGGUCGUGGACGUGGACGUGGACGUGGACGUGGACAUGGACAUGGACGUGGACGUGGACAUGGACGUGGACGUGGACGUGGACGUGGACAUGGACAUGGACGUGGACGUGGACGUGGACGUGGACAUGGACGUGGACGUGGACGUGGACGUGGACAUGGACGUGGACGUGGACGUGGACGUGGACGUGGACGUGGACAUGGACGUGGACGUGGACGUGGACGUGGACGUGGACGUGGACGUGGACAUGGAGGUGGACGUGGACGUGGACGUGGAGGUGGACAUGGACGUGGUCGUGGACGUGGACGUGGACGUGGUCGUGGAUGUGGACGUGGACGUGGACGUGGAGGACGUGGACGUGGAGGACGUGGACGUGGACGUGGAGGAUGUGGACGUGGACGUGGACGUGGUCGUGGACAUGGACGUUGACGUGGACGUGGACGUGGACGUGGUCGUGGACGUGGAGGACUUGUACGUGGACAUGGAUGUGGACGUGGACAUGGACGUGGACGUGGACAUGGACGUGGACGUGGACGUGGACUUGGACGUGGACAUGGACGUGGACGUGGACGUGGACGUGGACAUGGACGUGGACGUGGACAUGGACAUGGACGUGGAAUUGGACGUGGACGUGGACGUGGACUUGGACGUGGACAUGGACGUGGACGUAGACGUGGACGUGGACGUGGACAUGGUCGUGGACGUGGACGUGGACGUGGACGUGGACAUGGACAUGGAUGUGGACGUGGACAUGGACGUGGACGUGGACGUGAACGUGAACGUGGACGUGGACAUGGUCGUGGACAUGGUCGUGGACGUGGACGUGGACGUGGACGUGGACGUGGACAUGGAGGUGGAAUUGGACGUGGACAUGGUCGUGGACGUGGACGUGGACGUGGACGUGGACGUGGACGUGGACAUGGAGGUGGACGUGGACGUGGAGGUGGACGUGGACGUGGACGUGGACGUGGACGUGGACGUAGACAUGGACGUGGAAGUGGACGUGGAAGUGGACGUGGACGUGGACGUGGACGUGGACGUGGACAUGGACAUGGACGUGGACGUGGACGUGGACGUGGACGUGGACAUGGACAUGGACGUGGACGUGGACAUGGACGUGGACGUGGACGUGGACAUGGACGUAGACAUGGACGUGGACAUGGACGUGGACGUGGACGUGGACGUGGACAUGGACGUGGACGUGGACGUGGACGUGGACGUGGACAUGGACGUGGACGUGGACGUGGACGUGGACGUGGACGUGGACAUGGACGUGGACAUGGACGUGGACGUGGACGUGGACGUGGACGUGGACAUGGACGUGGACGUGGACGUGGAGGUGGACGUGGAGGUGGACAUGGACGUGGACAUGGACGUGGUCGUGGACAUGGAGGUGGACAUGGAAGUUGACGUGGACGUGGACAUGGACGUGGUUGUAGACGUGGACGUGGUCGUGGAUGUGGACGUGGACGUGGACGUGGAUGACGUGGACGUGGACAUAGACAUGGACGUGGACGUGGACAUGGACAUGGACAAGGACGUGGACGAGGACGUGGACGUGGACGUGGACGUGGACAUGGACGUGGACGUGGACAUGGACGUGGACGUGGACGUGGACGUGGACAUGGACGUGGACGUGGACGUGGACGUGGACGUGGACAUAGAUGUGGUCGUGGUCGUGGACGUGGACGUGGACGUGGUCGUGGACGUGGACGUGGACGUGGAGGACGUGGACAUUGACGUGGACGUGGACGUGGACGUGGUCGUGGAUGUGGAGGACUUGGACGUGGUAAUGGACGUGGACGUGGACGUGGACGUGGACAUGGUCGUGGACGUGGACGUGGACGUGGACGUGGACAUAGACGUGGACAUGGACGUGGACCUAGACGUGGACAUGGACAUGGACAUGGACUUGGACGUGGAUGUGGACGUGGACAUGGUCGUGGACGUGGACGUGGACAAAGACAUGGACAUGGACGUGGACGUGGACAUGGACGUGGACGUGGACAUGGACGUGGACGUGGACAUGGACGUGGACGUGGACAUAGACGUGGACAUGGACGUGGACCUAGACGUGGACAUGGACAUGGACAUGGACUUGGACGUGGAUGUGGACGUGGACAUGGUCGUGGUCGUGGACGUGGACGUGGACAUGGACGUGGACGUGGACGUGGACGUGGACGUGGACAUGGACGUGGACGUGGACAUGGACGUGGAGGUGGACGUGGACAUGGACGUGGACGUGGACAUGGACGUGGACGUGGACUUGGACGUGGACGUGGACGUGGACGUGGACAUGGACAUGGACGUGGACGUGGACGUGGACGUGGACAUGGACGUGGACGUGGACAUGGACGUGGACGUGGACGUGGACAUGGACGUGGACGUGGACAUGGACGUGGACGUGGACUUGGACGUGGACAUGGACGUGGACGUGGACGUGGACGUGGACAUGGUGGUGGACGUGGACGUGGACGUCGACGUGGACAUGGACAUGGACGUGGACGUGGACAUGGACGUGGACGUGGACAUGGACGUGGAGGUGGACGUGGACGUGGACGUGGACAUGGACGUGGACGUGGACGUGGACGUGGACAUGGACGUGGAAGUGGACGUGGACGUGGACAUAGACGUGGACGUGGACGUGGACGUGGACAUGGACGUGGACGUAGACAUGGGGGUGGACGUGGACGUGGACGUGGACGUGGACAUGGACGUGGUCGUGGACGUGGAUGUGGACGUGGUCGUGGAUGUGGACGUGGACGUGGACGUGGAGGACGUGGACGUGGAGGACGUGGACGUGGACGUGGAGGACGUGGACGUGGACGUGGACGUGGUCGUGGACGUGGACGUGGUCGUGGACGUGGAGGACUUGGACGUGGACAUGGACGUGGACGUGGACAUGGACGUGGACGUGGACGUGGACGUGGACAUGGUCGUGGACGUGGACGUGGAUAUGGACAUGGACGUGGACGUAGACGUGGACGUGGACGUGGACAUGGACGUCGACGUGGACGUGGACGUGGACGUGGACAUGGGCGUGGACGUGGACAUGGACGUGGACGUGGACGUGGACAUGGACGUGAACGUGGACAUGGACGUGGACGUGGACGUGGACUUGGACGUGGACGUGGACGUGGACGUGGACGUGGACAUAGUCGUGGACGUGGACGUGGACGUGGACGUGGACGUGGACAUGGACGUGGAUGUGGACGUGGACGUGGACAUGGUCGUCGACGUGGACGUGGACGUGGACGUGGACAUGGACAUGGACGUGGACGUGGACAUGGACGUGGACGUGGACGUGGACAUGGACGUGGACAUGGACGUGGACGUGGACAUGGACAAGGACGUGGACGUGGACGUGGACAUGGACGUGAACGUGGACGUGGACGUGGACGUGGAGGUGGACGUGGACAUGGUCGUGGACGUGGACGUGGACGUGGACGUGGACAUGGACGUGGACGUGGACGUGGACGUGGACGUGGACGUGGACGUGGACGUGGACAUGGACGUGGACGUGGACGUGGACGUGGACGUUGACGUGGACGUGGAGGACUUGGACGUGGACAUGGACGUGGACGUGGACGUGGACACGGACCUGGACAUGGUCGUCGACGUGGACAUGGACGUGAACGUGGACAUGGACGUGGACGUGGACGUGGACGUGGAUUUGGACGUGAACAUGGACGUGAACGUGGACGUGGACGUGGAUGUGGACGUGGACGUGGACAUGGUCGUGGAUGUGGACGUGGACGUGGACGUGGACGUGGACAUAAACAUGGACGUCGACGUGGAGGUGGACGUGGCCAUGGACGUGGACGUGGACGUGGACGUGGACAUGGACGUGGACGUGGACGUGGACGUGGACGUGAACGUGGACGUGGACAUGGUCGUGGACGUGGACGUGGACGUGGACGUGGACGUGGACAUGGACGUGGACGUGGACCUGGACGUGGACGUGGACAUGGACCUGGACGUGGACGUGGACGUGGACGUGGACAUGGACGUGGACGUGGACGUGGACGUGGACGUGGACGUGGACAUGGACGUGGACGUGGACGUGGACGUGGACGUUGACGUGGACGUGGACAUGGACGUGGACGUGGACAUGCACGUGGACGUGGACGUGGACGUGGGCGUGGACGUGGACAUGGACAUGGACGUGGACGUGGACGUGGACAUGGACGUGGACGUGGACGUGGACAUGGACGUGGACGUGGACGUGGACGUGGACAUGGACGUCGACGUGGACAUGGACGUGGACGUGGACGUGGACAUGGUCGUGGACAUGGACAUGGACGUGGACGUGGACGUGAACGUGGACGUGGACAUGGUCGUGGAAGUGGACGUGGACAUGGACGUGGACGUGGACGUGGACGUGGACGUGGACGUGGUCGUGGUCGUGGACGUGGACGUGGACGUGGACUUGGACGUGGACGUGGACGUGAACGUGGACAUGGACGUGGACGUGGACGUGGACGUGGACGUGGACGUGGACGUGGACAUGGACGUGGACGUGGAGGUGGACGUGGUCGUGGUCUUGGACGUGGACGUGGACGUGGACGUGGACGUGGACGUGGACGUGGACGUGGACGUGGACGUGGACGUGGACGUGGACGUGAACGUGGAGGUGGACGUGGACGUGAACGUGGACGUGGACGUGGACGUGGACGUGGACGUGGACAUAAACGUGGACGUGGACGUGGACGUGGAGGUGGACGUGGCCAUGGACGUGGACGUGGACGUGGACGUGGACGUGGACGUGGACAUGGACGUGGACGUGGACGUGGACGUGGACGUGAACGUGGACGUGGACAUGGUCGUGGACGUGGACGUGGACGUGGACAUGGACGUGGACGUGGACCUGGACGUGGACGUGGACAUGGACGUGGACGUGGACGUGGACGUGGACGUGGACAUGGACGUGGACGUGGACGUGGACGUGGACGUGGACAUGGACGUGGACGUGGACGUGGACGUGGACAUGCACGUGGACGUGGACGUGGACGUGGGCGUGGACAUGAACGUGGACAUGGACGUGGACGUGGACGUGGACGUGGACGACGUGGACGUGGACGUGGACAUGGACGUGAACGUGGACGUGGACGUGGACGUGGAGGUGGACGUGGACAUGGUCGUGGACGUGGACGUGGACGUGGACGUGGACAUGGACGUGGACGUGGACGUGGACGUGGACGUGGACGUGGACGUGGACAUAGACAUGGACGUGGACGUGGACGUGGACGUUGACGUGGACGUGGAGGACUUGGACGUGGACAUGGACGUGGACGUGGACGUGGACACGGACGUGGACAUGGUCGUGGACGUGGACAUGGACGUGAACGUGGACAUGGACGUGGACGUAGACGUGGACGUGGACGUGGAUUUGGACGUGAACAUGGACGUGAACGUGGACGUGGACGUGGAUGUGGACGUGGACGUGGACAUGGUCGUGGAUGUGGACGUGGACGUGGACGUGGACGUGGACAUAAACAUGGACGUCGACGUGGAGGUGGACGUGGCCAUGGACGUGGACGUGGACGUGGACGUGGACAUGGACGUGGACGUGGACGUGGACGUGGACGUGAACGUGGACGUGGACAUGGUCGUGGACGAGGACGUGGACGUGGACGUGGACAUGGACGUGGACGUGGACCUGGACGUGGACGUGGACAUGGACCUGGACGUGGACGUGGACGUGGACGUGGACGUGGACAUGGACGUGGACGUGGCCAUGGACGUGGACGUGGACGUGGACGUGGACGUGGACCUGGACGUGGACGUGGCCAUGGACGUGGACGUGGACGUGGACGUGGACGUGGACGUGGACGUGGACGUGGACGUGGACGUUGACGUGGACGUGGACAUGGACGUGGACGUGGACGUGGACAUGCACGUGGACGUGGACGUGGACGUGGGCGUGGACGUGGACAUGGACAUGGACGUGGACGUGGACGUGGACAUGGACGUGGACGUGGACGUGGACAUGGACGUGGACGUGGACGUGGACGUGGACAUGGACGUCGACGUGGACAUGGACGUGGACGUGGACGUGGACAUGGUCGUGGACAUGGACAUGGACGUGGACGUGGACGUGAACGUGGACGUGGACAUGGUCGUGGACGUGGACGUGGACAUGGACGUGGACGUGGACAUGGACGUGGACGUGGACGUGGACGUGGUCGUGGUCGUGGACGUGCACGUGGACGUGGACUUGGACGUGGACGUGGACGUGGACGUGGACGUGGACGUGGACGUGGACAUGGACGUGGACGUGGAGGUGGACGUGGUCGUGGACGUGGACGUGGACGUGGACAUGGUCUUGGACGUGGACGUGGACGUGGACGUGGACGUGGACGUGGACAUGGACGUGGACGUGGACGUGGACGUGGACGUGGACGUGGACGUGGACAUGGACGUGGACGUGGACGUGGACAUGGACGUGGACGUGGACGUGGACGUGGAGGACUUGGACGUGGACGUGAACGUGGACGUGGACGUGGACGUGGACAUGGACGUGGACGUGGACGUGGACGUGGACGUGGACGUGGACAUAAACGUGGACGUGGACGUGGACGUGGAGGUGGACGUGGCCAUGGACGUGGACGUGGACGUGGACGUGGACGUGGACGUGGACAUGGACGUGGACGUGGACGUGGACGUGGACGUGGACGUGAACGUGGACGUGGACAUGGUCGUGGACGUGGACGUGGACGUGGACGUGGACGUGGACCUGGACGUGGACGUGGACGUGGACGUGGACGUGGACGUCGACGUGGACAUGGACGUGGACGUGGACGUGGACGUUGACGUGGACGUGGACAUGGACGUGGACGUGGACGUGGACAUGCACGUGGACGUGGACGUGGACGUGGGCGAGGACAUGGACGUGGACAUGGACGUGGACGUGGACGUGGACGUGGACGUGGACGUGUGGACGUGGACCGCUGCAAUGCUCUUGCCGACCACCCUGGAGCGUUGCAAUGCUCUUUCCGACCACCUAGGAGCGUUGCAAUGCUCUUGCCAGACACCCCGGAGAGUUGCAAUGCCCUUGCACGACACCCCGGAGCAUUGCAAUGCUCUUGCUUGA
This is a messenger RNA of Closterium sp. NIES-65, 11301 nucleotides long. Lineage: Eukaryota; Viridiplantae; Streptophyta; Zygnematophyceae; Desmidiales; Closteriaceae. The record is from the annotation of a GenBank genome assembly.